AGGUGGUCGGCGAUGUUGCCCUAGGCGGCGAUGUAUCUGGGCUUCUUGGUUCCCCCCAAAAUUCCCUUCUUUUCCUUUCCUUUCCUCGCUUCUUCAUCCGUCUCUUCCCCAUUUCCUUUAUUCUUCUCUCUUUCUUUUCCUUAUUUAAGCGGGUAAAAACACGUGAGGAACUCGCAAGUCGUCGUGCGUUUAUAUAAAGGACGAGAAGGAACAGGAAGAAACCCAACGUCACUGGAACUUUCUCAUACGGACAAGCGCACGCUCUUCUCGCAUUUUCGCCGUCUCCUCCGGAAAAGAGCUUCCCUUCACUACGAGCGAGAAAGGGUCUCUGAGAGUUGGGUUCCGGGACACAGAGAACCGCCAGAGGAGGAGGAGGAGGCCCGUCAUGGCGGUGGAGACCGACGCCUCCCCUCCGCCGGAGUUGGCGCUCGCCGACACCGACAUCAACUGGGACAGGUUGGACAAGAUGAGAUUUCAUAUAAUUGGGGCUGUACUCUUCACUGCUCAAUCUGCAUUACUACAUCCUGCAUCAGUUGUGAAGACCAGAAUGCAAGUAGCUGGCUCUGGAAUGUCUCAAAUGCGUGGGAUGGAUGUGUUCAAACAUAUCUUCAGAAACGAUGGUAUUCCAGGUGUAUUUAGAGGUUUUGGGACAUCUGCCAUCGGAUCAUUGCCUGGUAGAGUUCUGGCUUUGACGUCACUAGAAGUAUCAAAAGAUAUGACGCUGAAAUAUAUGGAAUGUUGUGAUAUGCCCGAAGCCACUCGUGUCGGCGUUGCAAAUGGUGUGGCAGGCAUGUUGUCAAAUUUAGUUUCAUGUGUCUACUAUGUGCCUUUAGAUGUGAUCUGUCAGAGGCUAAUGGUGCAAGGACUUCCUGGAACUGCAUCAUGCAAUGGACCGUUUGAUGUAGUUCAUAAAGUCAUGAAAGUCGAAGGAGUACGUGGACUUUAUAGAGGCUUUGGAUUAACUGCUCUUACCCAGUCUCCAGCAUCUGCACUGUGGUGGGGCGCCUACGGAGCAGCCCAGCACGUUAUCUGGAGGAGCCUGGGAUACAAAGAUGAAAUGGAGAAGCCAUCUCAUGCCGAGAUGGUGACAGUACAAGCUACUGCGGGAUUGCUUGCUGGCGCUUGCUCAUCGAUAAUUACCACUCCUCUAGAUACUGUAAAAACACGACUUCAGGUCAUGGACAAUUUUAGUGGGGGAAGACCGUCCGUGCUUAACACUGCAAAGACACUAGUUGAAGAAGACGGGUGGUGGGGGUUUUAUAGGGGGUUCGGACCACGGUUUCUGAGCAUGUCGCUGUAUGGAACGACCAUGAUCGUGACUUAUGAACUGAUAAAAAGAUUAUCGUUGAAACAAGACUAGCUUUCCGGAACUCAGAGUUGGAAGCUGUCUCGCCGAGAUGUUCAAGCUGAUGAUUCUUUGAAUCUUUGCUGCUGCAUUUUUUUUUUUUUUGGGUUGAAAGGUACAGUACCUUUCUCAGAUUUUGCAUACAUCUUAGAUUUAUAUAGUACCAUGUCGUCAUGCUUCAAUGUCGUAGGAUUCGCAAAUGUAAAACAAUUCUAGGAUUUCAAGAGAGGGAAUCAAUAAGACUAUAUCUUCACUCAA
Molecule: messenger RNA, 1603 nt
Organism: Rhodamnia argentea
Lineage: Eukaryota; Viridiplantae; Streptophyta; Magnoliopsida; Myrtales; Myrtaceae
Product: solute carrier family 25 member 44-like
Exons: 6
Coding region: 386-1360 (324 amino acids)
Biological process (GO): transmembrane transport
Source: RefSeq, a predicted model, not a curated record